Molecule: messenger RNA, 516 nt
Organism: Fusarium graminearum PH-1
Lineage: Eukaryota; Fungi; Ascomycota; Sordariomycetes; Hypocreales; Nectriaceae
Exons: 2
Coding region: 26-253 (75 amino acids)
Source: RefSeq, a predicted model, not a curated record
AUCAUAUCUACUAAGUUUAUUCAAUAUGGACUUUUUACCUUUUCACGCCGAGGAUAGAAAACCUGGUGUCGACUACGUUAGAUGCCAAAAAGAAUUCGAGAUCCAGAUGCUGUUACUUCAACAAGACAUCCAAAAUCGCUUCGGGUGGAACCAACAGCGGGGAGAUGGAUAUGGGGUUUGCAAAAUGUCCUGGUCUUCUAAUCAGAAUGCCUUUUCGUCGAGUCCACCACAAGAGCGGACCAGAAAAGCGUAGCCGAUCCCUAGCAUCAGGUCUUAAGCGGGGUGCUACAGUUACAUCUGCUACGUGAUGAUAGACGCUUACACCAUGGUCAACCUAUGCUUCGUAGGCAACGACAUACGAGGGGCUACAAUAGACACGAGGGCGGGUGAAGGAUAAUGCAUACAUGGAUUACUUGGAGGAGCGGGCGACUUGAUGAUUUACGAAUCUUUAUAUAUCACACUGUUGGAACUAUUUUGUCUUUCUUUAUCUAGGAAAGAAUUUAUCCCUUGCAAAUU